Messenger RNA from Scophthalmus maximus (turbot), 10877 nucleotides. RefSeq names its product myomegalin-like. The record is from RefSeq and is a predicted model, not a curated record. Gene Ontology annotation, molecular function: zinc ion binding. The transcript is spliced from 41 exons. Lineage: Eukaryota; Metazoa; Chordata; Actinopteri; Pleuronectiformes; Scophthalmidae. The coding region runs from base 723 to 8090 and encodes 2455 amino acids. Gene Ontology annotation, cellular component: microtubule organizing center; nucleus.
AGGUCUGGUCCAGCCACAUCGUUAUCUACCCGGAGGAUCGAGGAGCGAGCCCGGUGUGGAUGUCUCUGUCUCUCCCUCUCUCUCUCUGGAAUGAAUGAGGGGUCCGCUCGUCGGGGACGGACACCGGGAGAAGACUCAGAGGACUGCCCCGGGACGCAUGUGGCUGCUCCGUGUCCGCGCCGAGAGCAGCGGGUUAUUGCCGAUCACCGGUCGUAGUGAGCCUCUUUCUUUUUUCUUUUUUCCUUGCGGGAGCGCGCGGUGCGGCUCGUGUGUCCGUGACAGCAUCGUGAUGGCGCAGAGGAGCAUCCGGUGCUGUCGAGAAAUGCUGGACAUGUACGGACGGAUACGAGUCUGUGCGCCAUAUUCGCGAUGCACCUGCACCUCCAGGAAAUGAGCGGUGGUCGUGAGCUGAUGGACGGUCACAGUAUUGAUCAACCUGCUUUUUUUUUUACCUCACGGUGCUCUGCGCUACCAAGAAGCACAUGUGACAUCUUUCUCCACAGGCAUGGGCGACUGAGUCUUCUUUUCUACUCUUUUUCGUCUAAUUUCUCUUUGGGCCAUUGAAUUAAAUGCCAAUUUAAAGACCGAAUGUCACAAGAAGCUUCACACCACAUCAGAUGCAGAGGGCUUUUACUGUGACAUGUAUUCACUCUGAUCCAGAUGUGUUCAUGUUAGAGCAAAUACGAUAUUCUUUCACGCCUGGCUCAUUAUAAACCUGUGGAAUGCUCGAUGUCAAGAUGAAGGACUCGUGUCGCAUCUGUGGACGGGAGCUGUGCGGCAACCAGAGGCGAUGGAUCUUCCACCCCACCGCCAAACUCAACCUGCAGGUGCUGCUGUCCCAUGCCCUGGGGCUAGAGCUGACCCGGGACGGCAGAGGGGAGUUCGCCUGCUCCAAGUGCACCUUCAUGCUGGACCGCAUGUACCGCUUUGACACGGUCAUCGCCCGCGUGGAGGCCCUGUCCAUCGAAAGGCUGCAGCGGCUCCUGCAGGAGAAGCACCGGCUGAGGCAGUGCAUCGGCGGGCUCUACCGGAAAACGAAUUCAGAAGACGGAGCAGUGACCAUCGUUGGGGGUGAUGAAGCGCCAGGGGAUGGCAUUGUGGACAUUUCUGGUCUCACUCAUGCAAAGUACUGUGCCCUGCUCCAGGACGACCUGGUCUACUCUUUGUACGAGUCCUGGGCUGACGACAACCUCGACGGUCAGCAUCACCACCACCCGCAGUGUGCUGCGGGCGCGGGGUCGGAGGUUACAGUCGCAGGCUCACAGCGCUGUGUGCCUAGCACUCCCAGGAAGUGUCGGGGAUGUUCCCACUGGCGGGUUGCAGACUCUGACUAUGAAGCUGUUUGUAAGGUGCCCAGGAAGUUGGCACGGAGCAUUUCAUGUGGGCCAUCGACCAGAUAUUCGGCCAGUGCUAUCGGCAGCGUGGCUGGAGGAUUGGGAGCUGGUGGAGAAGGAGACGGACGAAGUGUGGACGACUCAGAAGAACCCCCCUCCUCUCUAACUCUGGUCCCUGGUUCUCAGGACCCCUCGAGGAGAUCAGAUAGCGAUCGCACCCUGGCUGGACGAGCCAGCUCCAGCCCUUCUGUAGCAUCCCUAGAGACCGCAGAGGAAUACACCCAGCCUGGAGCCAUGACAGAUGGUCCUCUGAGCUCCCCCAGGGAAGCCAUGGAUGACCAGAUAUUUGACUCCCUCUCUGAGGAGCACACCCCACAUGGUCAAGCCUCAGCUGGGCUCAGCCUCUCUCUGGCCCUCUGCUUGCUGCAGAGCUGUGCCGUCUACCGGCCGGUCCCGAGUUCGAAGGGGAGCAAGCUGCCUGUGCUGCUCAGACGGGGCUCCAUUAACGGAGCCACAAGGCUGGGAUUCCCCGAUCCUGUCCGUGGAAUGUCGUACGGAACUCCAGACAGAGAAAGUGACAGCCACAUGCCAACACCUGAGCUGGAGACCCCUCUGAUCAGGCUGGAUCAGGAUCUGAACCUGGCGGACAUGGAGGACCUAUUGGAAGAUUUGUACAAAGCGUAUCCUCCCCCACCUCCACACCAGAGUCUUGUGGAGGAGCAGCAGAGUCAGCUGAACCAGUACGAGUGUGCAGCCGGUCAGUGUGUCAGCGAGCUGCAGAAGGCCCAGCUCCAGGUCCAAUCCCUGCAGGCCAAGAUCCACGAGGGCGAGGCCAACAAUAUGAAGCUGCAGGUGAAGCUGAAAGAAAUGGAGUGUGAGCUGCGUUCGCUCCGCCAGGCUGCUCAGGGUCAGGAGAGAACUAUCCAGGGCCUCACCGAGUCGAUUGGCACAAAAGACAGUGAGGCUCAGGAGCUGUAUCACAUGAUUGAAGGGCAGAACGCCACUCUGUGUAAGCUGCAGGAAAUAGCGCACCGCAACCAGCUCACUCAACGCAAGGUUCCAGAGGGGGUCAGCGAGUCCUUGACGCUGACUCAGCUGCAGGGUGAGCUGGUGGGGGUGCAGAGCUCCCUGUUCUCCCUCGGUCUGGAGCUGGAGGCCAGCCAGAGGAGUCUGAGACAGAGCCAGAGAGUGGGAGACGACUUGGGGAGGUUCAAGGACAGACUGAACUCUGAUCUGCAGGAGGCUCUGCAGCACAGGGAGGUCACUGAAAAACACAACCAGGACCUGCGCUGUGCCCUUCAGAAGACUCGCUCUGAGCUUCAGGCUAAAGAAGCAGCUCUGAAGGACAGCGAAGCAGAGAAACACACUGAGGUGCAGGAAAAAGACAGAAGCAUCUCACAGCUCAAACGCUGUUUGCAGGACAAGGAGCAACAGCUACAGGAGUACUCAGACAUGUUGGAAUCAACAGGAAGCUCCAAGUCAAGAGAUGCCCUGCUGGAGAAACUGAGAGAGCGUAUUAAAGAUAGAGACAAAGCCCUGGAGCGCUCCAUCGAUGACAAGUUCCACUGUCUGGAGGAGCGCGAGGGCCAGGUGAGGAGGCUGCAGCUGGCUCUCAGGGAGAAGGAACGAGACUUGGAGCGACUGCGCUGCAUCCUGUCCAACAACGAAGAGACCAUCACGGGUCUGGACGGUUUGGUGCGAGGUAAAGAGCUGGAGCUGGAGCAGGCGGCCGAGGCCUACAGGAACCUCCAGUGGCUGAAGCAGCAGAGUGAGGAGAAGGAGAGAAACACUCUGCGAGAAAAAGAGACCGUCAUCCACCAGCUGCAGGCUGCCCUGCGGAGCCGCAGUCAGGAGGCACAGGACCUGACAGCCACCCUCGUCGCCCGAGUUCAGGCCGGUCCCACUGAGGUCGUGGAGGAGCUGAAGGCUCGGCUGGUGCUCAAAGAGAAGCUGUUCCAGGAGCUGCUGUCUGACCGCAGCCGCCAGUCCAAUGAACACCAAGCACAGGUCCAGGAUCUGCUCAACGCCCUCAGCUCCAAAGACCAGUAUCUGCAGGACUCCUCGUACAGACUGUCCUUAGUGAUCAGUGAGCGGACCGGCCAGCUGCAGGAGCUUCGCAGGCAGCUGACGCUCAGAGAGCAGGAGCUGUGCGAGCUGAGGCGGGACAAGGAGAGGGAGGUGGGAGGAGAGACGGAGCGCCUGCAGCGUCUGCUCAAGGAGAGGGAGGCUUUUAUCAAGGAGCUGAUGCAGGGCCAGGAAGAGGCAAUGCAGCUGUCCUCUCAGGAGGGUGAGGCAGAGACCAAGGCUCUCCAGGAGGAGCUGCAGCUGGUGCUGAAGAAGGAGAGGGCGGCUCAGGAGGAGCUCUCUGCUCUGCGUUUAUCUCACCAGCAAGUCAAAGUAGUUGCCACAACAGACAGCACUGAUCACCAAUGUGUGCUGGAGCAGCUUGUGUCAGAGUACAACAAGCUGAAUGAGGCCAUGAGGGCGGAGAAGAGAUUGUACCAAAGUCUCAUGCACAUUCACACCAAGAGUGACAGCAGCUCAGAGAAGAGGCAGGCCCUCCACACUGAGCUCGACUCGGUACAGGCACUCCGUGGACAGCUGGAGGAAGUCCUGGCCCGGACCCGGAACAUGGCCAUGGUGCUGGAGAGGGCCGCCACAAGGCAGCCCGACUUUGGAGAUCUCAGCACAGAGGAAGAGGAGGAGGAAGGAGAUGACGAAGAUGGCAGCAGUGACGAGUUCACGGACAGCAUAGAGGAGGAUGACGAUAAAGUGACGGCAGGAAGUUUGUCCUUCACUCAGACCUCUGUGAAGUCUCAUGAAGCUGGGGGUGUGACCGGAGGGCUGGUGAGGGAGUCACUGUCCCAGAGAGCUGAUAUAAAGCAGCUUGAGGAAGCAAAGAAGACUCUCGAGGGGCAUCUUGAGGAAAUACGGUUACAACUGGAGAGGGAUGGAUACACAUCUGUGGCCCAGAUGAGGAGUGCAGUGCAGAGGCUGCAGAAGGAGAACCAGGCUUUGAAAGAAAGCCAGGGACGAGCUGGGGUCCUGGGACUGAGGACAGACACAGGGAACAAUCACGGGAGUCUGAACUGGGAAGAGGAGGAGGAGGACGACGAAGAAGAGGAGGAUAUUGAGGAGGAAGAAGAGGAGGAGGAGGAAGAUGAAGAGAUGGGAACAUCUCCGGUGCCUGUGGGGAAGCGUCGUCCUCUGAGUGUUAGUCUGAGUGAGGAGCGAGGGAAGAGGCUCUGCACGAGGCCAAGCUCUCUGGACCUGAGCACGUCGACGUCCCAUCGUCACACACUCCAGACUGAGAAGGAGGUGGAGCCCGCUGGUGACAGGAGCGAGGCGGGAGCGCUUUGGCAGCAUGUGGACGAGGGUCUCGGCGAGCACGCGGCCCGCCUGCACUCCGAUCUGGUUCUGAGCCACCAGGAGACCAGAGAUCUGCAGGAGAGACUCAUGGUGUCUGAGGCCACAGUCCACGCUCAGGCGGAACAGCUGAAGGACUACAGAGAUCUGCUCACAGAGACGUCGGUCCAACAGGCCAAUAAACAGGUGCAGGUGGAUCUUCAGGAUCUGGGUUAUGAGACUUGUGGUCGCAGUGAGAACGAGGCUGAAAGAGAAGACACCAGCAGCCCAGAGUUUGAUGACCUGGAGAUGUGCACAGCACUGUCCCAGCAUCAGGACUAUGAGGGUGCGGGCAGUGGCUGGUACGCGGGUAACGGCAACAGAGGAGCUUAUGAAAUGGCGGAUGAGUCCUCUCUCCAGCAUCUUGUCCUGGAUCUGCGCUCACAGCUGACCCGCUGCCACAAGGUGAUCCGUGGGCUGCAGCUGCGUGUCCGCUCCCUGUCUGCCACCAGCGACUACGCUUCCAGUCUGGAACGCACCCCUCGCAAGGUAAACUGGGCCUUCGAGACAUCGCCUGCCCCAAGCGGUGCGGAGGAGGAUGAAGGCUGGAUGUCUGACACACAAGGGAUCCGCUCAGGGCCCAAACCCAGCAGGGAGCUGCAAGAACUGAUGGCACGUGUUGCGUCAUUGGAGGCCCAGCUGAAGAGCUCCGGACGGGAAGGGAAAAGCCAAGAAGAGGGGAAAUGUGCCACCUGGCCUGGGAAGUACAACAAUCUGAUCCAGGCACAAGCUCGUGAACUGUCGCACCUGAGGCAGAGGAUGAGAGAGGGACAGGGAGUCUGCCAUAUCCUCACCCAGCACCUGGGUGAUACCACUAAGGCCUUCGAGGAGCUGCUGCGAGCUAAUGAUAUUGACUACUACAUGGGUCAGAGCUUCAGAGAACAGUUGGCACAGAGCACUGCCCUGGCACAAAGAGUGGUCACCAAGAUCAGUGGACGCGAACGUGCAGAGAGCCAUGAUGACAAGGCGGGCCAUGAGCUGCUUGCCCUACGGCUGAGUAAGGAGCUGCAGCAGAAAGAUAAAAUCAUCGAGUCGCUUCACACCAAGCUGCAGCAGCGUCCUGAGACCCCGUCCAGCUGCCAAGCCCUCUCCGAGACCACCGACCAAUCAGACAGGACCUCCUUGGUGUCCGACGAGUGCAGAACCAAUGAAGACUUGGAGCUGUGCUCUGAUUUGGACGCCAGAGAGUACCGGGAGGAGCACCGGCUGCGGCAGCCAGGACCAGACUCAGAACCAGAUGUCCGUCCAUCUUUCCCUCCUCCUCAUGGCCUCCUCAAGUCCUGCAGCAGCUGUCCCAACAUGCUUUGCUCAGCCCGUGUUGCUUUGACCAGUCAGAGCUCCAGAGCCCUUUUCAGUGAACCCAUUUCCUCCUUCCCCUCUGUGCCCUCUGGCCCUGACGUCUGGGGUAAGGAAGUCACUUCUGACCCCCGGCCCAGGGCCCUGUCUGUGAUCGCUGUUCGGCCAGAGCUCGACACGCUGUACAAACAGAUGUAUGAGCGGAACAGGGGUUUUGCAGUUCCCCACGACAAGGCCCUGUUCACUCUGCCACCUGGUGCCCAAAACCAGCAUGACCUCUCCAGCUACAGCUUGCUAUCCCAUCAUGCCUUUCAACAGCACCAGCUGGGUGGCAUCCCCGAAGGCCACUCGCUUAAAUCCGACUCACGUCCAGCGACGGGCGGGACUUUGUGGGACAUGGAGAACAUGUCUCAGCCAGUUGGAAGCUAUUCUGGGUCAUCUGGGCACCAGCCGGGAAACGGCCAUGCAGGGGUAAAUUUGAUAGAGGAGCACCUGCAGGAGGUGAGGUGUCUCCGUCAGCGUCUGGAGGAGUCCAUCAGGACCAACGAGAGGCUCCGCCACCAGCUGGAAGAGAGACUGGCAACUGGGGGGCGUGAUGGAGGGGCACCAACAAACAUCUACAUACAGGGACUGGAUACAGUCACACAACUGUCCAAUGAGAUCAGAGUCCUGAAGCAAGAAAACCUGGGUCUACAGACACGCCUGCAGGCCAGCACAGACACGUGUGAGGAGGUCGUGCAGCUGCGGGAGGCCGUGUUCACAGCACGGGCCCGUCUGAAGCAAGCCGAGCUGGAGGCCGAGCAGUGGAAGGAGGAGUUGAGACGACUCCAGACCCACAGUCAGGAGCAGGGGCAGCAGAUACAAACACUGAGGCAGGAGCGACAGGCCGGUCAGGAGAGAACCAACAGGCUCCAGCACGAGGUGUCUCUCCUGCAGCAGCAGCUAUGUGAGAGCAGGGAGCUCAUCCACUCCCUGCAGAGUGAGCUACAGGUUUACGAUCGAGUGUGUUCCGGCACCAAGGCCAACAAAGGCUACCUGUGUGAGCUCCCAGGUCUGCCCGUGGAGCUGGGGGAGCUGCUCGGGGAGGUGAGGAGUCUGCGGGCCCAACUGCAAACCAGCGUCCAGGAGAACAGCGCUCUCAAACAGCUGGAGCUCCACAAGCAGCUGGAGCAGAAGCUGGGCGCCGGCUCCCCGCGGACCCCCUCGCUCUCGGCGCUCACAGCCAGCCCUCAGAGAGAAAACUUCUACAGGCGUCAGCUGCUGCACGACCCAGCUCCGUCCCCACCGGUCAGGGACAUUGGUCUGUUUAACUGUGGCUCACCCGGUCCUCCCUACUCAGACCUGGACGACAGCCAUAGCACUGCUAACGCAGACACGCUGGACCCUCACAGUGAGCUAGAGGGGGAGGCCCCCGACGGAUCGUUUGCCAACCGUAACGGCCGCCACGCCAUCGGUCAUGUGGAUGAUUUCGGUGCUCUCCAACAGCAAGUCCUAGAGGGUCGGAGCCUCGUCCAGCGCAUGGAGACAACCCUGCAGGCCUGCCUUGGCCCGCCACUGCUGGAGGGCACCCAGAAACAGAGCAGCAAUCUGGUUCUGGACUAUGGAUGUGUGAAGAGUCUGCUGUGCCACACCAGGACCCUGAGGCAGAUCCUGGAGGAGUCCAUGUCUCUGCUGAAGAUGUUCUGGAGAGCAGCUCUGCCCAGCAGUGAUCCCUCCAUCCAAAACCCAAAGAAGGAGCAGUGUAUGCAAGAAGAGAUCUUGUCCCUGAAACUGCGUGUGUCAGAGCAGGAAGAGGUUCUGAAAGGGACAAUUCAAAGACUGAGGAGCACCAGCCGCACCAAGGAGAACAUGGAGCACUUCAUAGUGAAUCAGUUGUCCAGGACUCGUGAUGUGCUGAAGAAAGCAAGGACAAACUUAGAGAAAAACGAGCUGAGACUUUCCUCUCUAAGCUCCCCCUCUUCUUCUCCUUAUGCUGGUAACUCUCUGACAUCUCGUGGCCUUCUGAGGACCCAGGAGGUGGUGCCAGAGAGUGGCCUGCUGAUCGCAGUGUCCUGAAGACCAGCGGCGCUGCGGCCAAUCAGCGCCCGGCGACGAGGAAGCGCAGCAGCCAAUGCCUGCUUUAGACUGUUAAAGAACCAGCCUCAAUGCUACCAGCUCUGACCUCUAUGCUCAAACAGCCAAGACCGCCAGCCCCCACCCACUCCCUUACCCCCAACCUUUGCCAUGAGAGUGCUUCCAUCCAUCCCUCCUCUGGGCAACAUGUGCACACUAUAAUCUGCACCUUGAGCCUUACUGAACACCUUUCACUCUCUUGCCCUCACCCUUCCCCACCAUGUAUUAUUGUCUUUGAGUGAUGAAGUCAGCAGUUUGCCUUGUGUGUGUGACAGAAGAAGGUGUGUGAAAUGUGCCUCUGAUGGUUUCAGUGAGCGUACGUCCUGCUGAUGGAGCUGGUUGAAGAUGCUCUUAGACGCUGAUCUCAGACCAUGAUGUGUGAUCUGGUUUCAGUACAAGUUGUACGACCGAAAUGUUUCGGGUGAUCUAAAUUCAAGUUAGACAAUAGACAAAGAUUUCCCAUUGGACAAUGAAUUUGAAAGUUUUUGAAAUUUCAACCUUAAGAAAAGGAAAAAGGUCUUUAUUUCAUGGGUCUGUCUAUAAGAGCAUCCUCUCCUGUGGACAGAAUAGAUGUUCAUGUAAUGUUUAAAAUGGCUUGUGAGAGGAAUACUGCACACGUUUGUACACACAUUUUCAUAUGUGUGUGAUCGAACACAGCUCACUCAAAGACAAGACGUCCUCCACUACAACUGCCACAGAAAUGUUUACCUCUUGUGGCACUCUCAUUAUCAAGGACUUCUUUUUUUUUUUGCAAAUGCAAUGCAAAAAACAAUGAUGCCCACAAUGCACCACUAAAAACACAGUGGAGGAAUGUAGAGCAGGUAGGUGAUCACAGCAACACCGUUGUGUACCAGCUAUAUCUGUAUUUGUGGAGGAAGCUUAUGAAUGAUAUGUCAGCCAUUAGCCAAGGGUUACGAAUAGUAGAACAAAAGCCAGACAACGGUUCCAUUUCAGUCUUUUGGCGCCAAAGUGCAGUUAUGAAAGGAAAAAAAAGAGUUGGAUAAGUUAAAUUCUGAGGCCACUUUCUGUUUGGUCAGUUAGCGUGAUGCAAACUACAGUGCGUAAAAAGAGGUCAAAGUGCUCAAAUGGAACCAGGCUAAACACGCGUAUUCAAGCUCCUCUGUAGGAGUUCUCAUACGAGCAUGUGCAAUAAUAAUGUUGUUUCUUGAAUUAUCAUGCUGCACCGGGUUAAUAUUAUUUCUUUGCCUGACACUGGAUUAUUAGUCACACGCAGAAUAAUGUUAGGACACGGAUCAGUGUUAUGAUUGUACUUUUUUCUGAAGUGUCGAUGCAUGACAGAGACUGAUAAACUGAAUAACCUGAGCUAUGGAACAGGUGAUUGCCAAUACUUGCCAAAGUUUGAAAUUUGAACUCUUUAUUUCACUUUGACUUGCCGUGUCCAUGUAAAUGACAAACUGUCUGAUCAGACUGUAGAGAUACUCAGGUGUCUAUUUUUCCCCAGAGUGGAUCGAGAACCACAGAGACGGUAACCGUGAGACAGCUGGUUCAAUCAAUUUCCGAAUUGUGCGACAAAAAAAUUUGCUCCUUUUAUGGACCAAAACUCAAAGGUGGAUUUUUAUUUUUUUCCUCCACAAGGUCACAUACUAUAGUCUUUAUGUUAUUUCUUUUGGUCCAGGCCAUAUUUACAUUCCCAUGGCAAUGGCAAAAUAGGUUAUCAAGUUCUUAAAGAUGACACAAACUUUGGCAGGGUACUGGUGCGACCAUUGUUCUGUAAUUCACUCACUUGUAUCAGUUGAUUUUCACAUUUAGUUUGAUGUGUUUCCUUGCUGUACAUUUGCCAUUUUGUGCUGUAAAUAACCAGCUGUUACUGUAUGAACUUUAUGUUGUGUGUGUGUGUGUGUGUGUAAGUGCAUGAAAAAAAAAUCCAACAUUUGCUUUUUGCAAAGUUGAUCAUCUGGGUAGCUGUGCAAUAGCUUUCUAUAUUUUACUAUGAUGUUAAACAUCAUUGUAUUACAGCCGUUUGCUACAUUCACGUCCUGCAAUGUAUGAUUCAUAUGCAGUGUAUGUUAGAGGAUGGUGUCAUCUUUCAAUCAGUCAGAUAGAUAGGAAAUCAUAAACCACGCCUUCAUGACAUGUGAGACACUGAUCACAAUAUUGUUCACCUAUAACAAAGCUUGGAUUAAUGUUGCUUCGCUUGUCUUUGAAUUUUAGCCGGAGAGCUUCUUCGAUCUGCUCUGCGUGGUAGGAAUGGCCUUAAACUAGUGCUCGUCUACCUGAAAUCUGCCAAAUUAGGUUUUAUUUACGCUUGAGUCUUCUGAAAAAGACAAGUAUUUGAGGCAUAAAGUUUGAUUUUUCCUUCAAAAUUAAAGAAGUUAAAGGGAAAAGCUUUUAAAGAAUUGUCUACUGUUAAAAGAAAGAGAAAAAAAGCCAAUGACUAGAAAGAUUGUGAAAUGCUGGAGCCACAAAGCACCUUUCUAGAGCGUAAACAAAGCCUUAUUGCGUUUUAUUAAGAAGGGAAUCAAACAGCAGUUUGAAACGUGUAAUGUAUUGUUGGCCCUGGGUUGCAUAUGUAUAUACUGCUAUUUGAUUGGUGCAGCUUUUAUGUGAUUGGAAAGCAGCUUUGUUUCUGAAUUUGUUGUAUAAUGAACUAGAAAGCCGAUGCAGGACUUAUUUGGUUCCUGUCUCUGAUGACAGUUAACAGCGUGUUGUGUUGGCACAAAUGUUAUCAACGAAAGAUUUUGGGAAAGAAUGAAUAAAACACUUCAAAGC